Molecule: messenger RNA, 1712 nt
Organism: Molossus molossus (Pallas's mastiff bat)
Lineage: Eukaryota; Metazoa; Chordata; Mammalia; Chiroptera; Molossidae
Gene: GSR
Product: glutathione-disulfide reductase
Exons: 13
Coding region: 75-1643 (522 amino acids)
Biological process (GO): cell redox homeostasis; glutathione metabolic process; cellular response to oxidative stress
Cellular component (GO): cytosol; mitochondrion
Molecular function (GO): glutathione-disulfide reductase (NADPH) activity; NADP binding; flavin adenine dinucleotide binding
Source: RefSeq, a predicted model, not a curated record
ACCCUUGCCUGGGGCCCGCGCCCCCCCCUUCCCGGGGUCCGCCCCGGGGCCGCCCUCCGCGCACUUCCCGGUCCAUGGCCCUGCUGCGGCGGGCCGCGAGCACGAGCGCGUGGCCGAGUUGGCGGCGGGUGGCGCGCGCCUUCUCCGGCUUCCCGCUGCCUCAGCCCUCGCCCGCCGGCGCCCUCGCGGUGGCCCGCGCCUUCUCCCGCGCAAUGGCGAGCCGGCAGGAGCCGCAGCCGCAGGGCCCGCCGCCCGCCGCCCUGGCCUACGACUACCUGGUGAUCGGCGGCGGCUCGGGCGGGCUGGCCAGCGCGCGCCGGGCGGCCGAGCUGGGCGCCAGGGUCGCCGUGGUGGAGAGCCACAAGCUGGGCGGCACUUGCGUGAAUGUUGGAUGUGUACCCAAAAAGGUAAUGUGGAACACAGCUGUUCACUCUGAAUUCAUGCAUGAUCAUGCUGAUUAUGGCUUUCAAAGCUGUGAUAGUAAAUUCAAUUGGCGGGUUAUAAAGGAAAAGCGGGAUGCCUAUGUGAACCGCCUGAACACCAUCUAUCAAAAUAAUCUGACCAAGGCCCAUAUAGAAAUCAUCCCUGGCUAUGCAGCAUUCACCUGUGAUCCCCAGCCCACAGUAGAGGUCAGUGGGAAAAAAUACACGGCUCCUCACAUCCUGAUUGCAACAGGUGGCGUGCCCUCACAUCCACGGGAGAGCCAGAUCCCCGGUGCCGGCCUAGGAAUAACCAGCGAUGGAUUUUUUCAGUUGGAAGAAUUGCCUCGCCGCAGUGUUAUUGUUGGCGCAGGAUACAUCGCUGUGGAGAUAGCCGGAAUCCUUUCUGCCCUGGGUUCUAAGACAUCACUCAUGAUACGGCAUGACAAGGUACUUAGAAAUUUUGAUUCAAUAAUCAGUUCCAACUGCACUGAAGAGCUGGAGAAUGCUGGCAUAGAGGUCCUGAAGUUCUCACAGGUCAAGGAAGUUAAAAAAACUUCUUCGGGCUUGGAACUCUCCGUGGUUACUUCAGUUCCUGGUAGGAAACCCACCUUGACCACGAUUCCAGAUGUUGACUGCCUGCUCUGGGCCAUUGGGCGGGACCCAAAUUCCAAGGGCCUGAAUUUAAACAAACUGGGGAUUCAAACUGAUGACAAAGGUCACAUCAUCGUAGAUGAAUUCCAGAAUACUAACGUAAAAGGCAUCUAUGCAGUUGGAGAUGUAUGUGGAAAAGCUCUUCUUACUCCAGUUGCCAUAGCUGCUGGCCGAAAACUUGCCCAUAGACUUUUUGAAUGCAAAGAAGAUUCCAAAUUAGAUUAUGACAACAUCCCCACAGUGGUCUUCAGCCAUCCCCCUAUUGGCACAGUGGGACUCACAGAAGAUGAAGCCAUUUUUAAGUAUGGAAAAGAAAAUGUGAAGAUCUAUGCUACCACCUUUACCCCAAUGUAUCACGCAGUCACCAAAAGGAAAACAAAGUGUGUGAUGAAGAUGGUUUGUGCUAAUAAAGAGGAGAAGGUGGUUGGAAUCCAUAUGCAAGGAAUUGGGUGCGAUGAGAUGCUGCAGGGUUUUGCUGUUGCAGUAAAAAUGGGAGCCACAAAAGCCGACUUCGACAACACGGUUGCCAUUCACCCUACCUCUUCGGAAGAACUGGUCACACUUCGUUAAAAACUCAGAGACUUGUGUGGCUAGCAGUUGGACCAGUAGACCUUCUGAAAUGAACCAAAUAAUCAUAUU